This is a messenger RNA of Carya illinoinensis, 7238 nucleotides long. RefSeq lists its product as uncharacterized. The transcript has 17 exons. Bases 274 to 6936 code for a protein of 2220 amino acids. Lineage: Eukaryota; Viridiplantae; Streptophyta; Magnoliopsida; Fagales; Juglandaceae. The record is from RefSeq and is a predicted model, not a curated record.
UGUUUGGACUGACAAACAAACGAACAAAACGAAGGCAGUAACGUCACUUCCGCGAAGUUAUCACACACACGCAUACUCUCUUCUCUUUCUGCUAUACUUUUCUCUCGCCGUCGAUUCACCGGAACCCUAAUUAGAUCCGACAGGCUCUCAAGACUCCGCGGUAGAUGAGCGUACGAUUGAGGAGCAGUUGAGAGAUCAAACGGGCCGGAUUUCGUCACCGGAUGGAGGGAGAGCAAAGAUGUUACCUGGUUUGCUUUCAAAUGGGAUACACCCAUGGAUUAUGAUGAUAAUGAUUUUCAAAGCCAGAAUCUGCAUUUAGCUGGUGAAGGAAGCACCAAAUUUCCACCGGUUUUACAGCCAUAUGCUUUACCCAAGUUUGAUUUUGAUGACAGCCUUCAGGGGCAUUUAAGGUUUGAUAGUCUGGUUGAAACAGAGGUUUUUCUUGGUAUCGAAAGUAACGAAAAUAACCACUGGAUUGAAGAUUUCUCUAGGGGGAGUAGUGGGAUAGAGUUCAAUUCAACUGCAACAGAAUCUUGCUCUAUAGCAAGGCGCAACAAUGUUUGGUCUGAGGCCACUUCCUCAGAAUCUGUUGAAAUGCUAUUAAAAUCAGUUGGUCAGGAAGAAAUUAUUCCCAGACAACCUGUUGUUAAGGAGUCAGAUGCAUGUGAUGAACUGGGUCUCUUAGGAAAGCAAAUGGAGCCUAGUCCAGUUCAUGAUGAUAAAAUUGUCCCCCCAAAACGGGAUAUUACAGAUUUACAGUCUACGUUACUGCAGGAUGAGAUUCAUGAAAACUUUUCUGGGUUAAAAGGGGAUGUACUAGUGGAGCAGCCUCAUGUUGAAGAUACUUUACUAUCUCGUGAAGAUGAGUUUUCAGUGGGUGGAACAUCAGGAGAGCAGAAUCAAAAUGAUGCAAGUGUAAAGAGCGGUGUGCCUGUUAUUGAGGGAAGUCUAUUGGCUGUUGGUAAAUCUGAUGUUAGAAAUAGAAGGGAUGUUGAUGCUUUGGCUGAUGAACAUCUGGUUGACAAAACACAUAGAGAUUCUUCUGAUUUAGUGAUGCAAGUUGGUAGUGUGGUUACAUAUGCACAGAAUAUCAUUACAAGUGGUGAUGAGGUGAAAAAUGAAGAUCUUCAACAUCAAGUACACGAGCUUAGCGAUAUGGAUUCAAAUGGACUGCAAGCAGGAAAUGGUGGGAGAGAGGAGGAAUUUCAUGUUUUAAGCAAAGAUGCUGAAAUGGCUGAUCGAAAUUUGGAUGAAGAUGCAGUUGAAAGUGGUACUUCCUAUGCAGAAAGUCAUCUUGGCUCAACAUCAAAGGUAGAAUCUGUGCAAGAAGGAAAUGGAAUUGGAAAUUGCAUCAGUAGGGUUGACAAGCCUUUUAGUAUGGUAGACAAGAGUGAUUCCAACUUGCACGUGGUGGAACAAUGCUCAGAGGAUGUAAUGUCCAGAAUUCCGAAUGAGGCCAGUAAAUGUGAUAUGGUUCUGUUUAAAGACACCAAUGUUUGUGAUCCCUCUAAAGUAAAUACACAUGAUGUGUUGCCAGUGGCCCUCAAAGAUGAUAUUAGUAAUGAGGGAUAUAUGGUACAAGUUGGCAAUCCUAAAGUGUCACUAACAUAUGGACAAGAAAAAGCUGCUGAAAAGGAUGUUGUUUUGUUAGAAGGUAGCCAACAUUUAGAUGGUGAGGUCUUGGCGAGUAAAAGUGAGGGUACUUCUUCAUCCAAGGAGGACGAUAAAGUUUCUGAAAUUGAAGGUAAUGAAAACAGUAAUAGUCAUGGGGGUGGAACUUCUAGUCUGACUUUGGCGUGCUCUUCGGCUGAUUUGCUUAAGGAAACACAUGGGACUGAAUCUCUGAAAGAAGUUGAUGAUGUUUUAGGAGUUUCCAAGGAAAACCUGAUUGCUGAAGAACAUGUUUCGUCUUCCAGUCGACAUGAAUCCAGUCAAUCAUGUGAAGAAGAUAACAUUUAUGGGAAGGGUGGUAUUCCUAAACGUGAUAUAGAUGCUUCGAUUAGGAAAAAGGUUGGUGGAUCUCUUAUCAUUGACGAGGGAGUUGGGAGCUCAUCUUUUUGUGAAGGUAGUACAGGAAAUGAGUCGUUGGUUUCAAAAUUACAAUUUGACGCAACUGUUGGCAAUGAAUCAGCAUCAAAUGCUACCUUGGAAAAUGCGAAUGUCGCAUCCUGUGACACAAUGGCUGUUGUUCUUUCACCUUCUGAUGAUGGUAUAACUGCGGAUAGAAUUAUUGACUGCAGAGAGGUUCAAAUAACAACUUCUUCUGUUAAGGGGAUUAUCCACUUGGAUAAACAGGAGCCAAGUACUACCGAACUAUCUACUGAUGGAAGAAUAUCUAAUUUGACAGAAUCUUCAGAAGUGAAAAAUGAACAAGGUCCUGUUUCUGAAACUGAAAAAGAUGCAUCUUUGGAUUCUGCCAAUAAGUUGUCACGAGAAACAGAUGAUCGAUCUGUGUCAAAUCCAGAAACUUGUAAUGCAGAAAGGCAUAGUGAAGUUCAAACAACAGUUGCUAGUGGAGUUAAUCAGCAAUCUUCUCGGGGAAUGGAAAUCCAUGCUGUUAUCUCUGAUAUAGCAGCGGACGUGGGUGAUGGUGAGAAUGCAUCCUUGGAUGUUUCAGGUGAUGUUUCAAGAGUUAAUGAAGGUUCCUUGUCUUCUGCCAUUUUGCCUGAAUCUAAAAAUAAAUUAUGUGCACUGGAAAGUGUAAGUACGUCUGACAAUCUUGAUAAACCUACUGGUUCCCCUAAUAUCAUAAGAACUACAGAGCUUUCUUUGAGAGAAAAUGAAAAGAACCAAGUGAAAGCAUCUAUAGAAGAGGGAGUCAAUGGGUCCACAGAUCAGAACGCUCCUGUUUCUGAGGUCAUUGACGUGGAUGCCAAUAAUGUUUUGUCUAUAUCUGGGAAUCCAAAAGGAAGUGACACCUCCAAAGUGGAGAAGAGCUUUGCUUUUGAGAUCAGUUCAUUUGCAGAUCUGUCUAGAAACGACACCGGCAAGAAUUCAGAACCCUUUCCUUCUAUUUCUGCUGGCAAAGUUGCACCCAUUGUAGAGGGUUCUCCUUCAACUUCUGGCUUAGUCCCAAAGGAUGCAAAGAUUUCACAAGAUAUUUCUCAUGGAAGUCCACAAGUAUCUGAAGGACAAAUUACACGUGGUCGUUCAAAGGGUACUCAUGAGCGUAAAACAAAGCGAGGAUCUGCUAAGGCAACUGGAAAGGAAACUGCUAAAAGAGGAAAUCAUGUGAAAGAAACCACUCCUGCGAGACAAUCAGAAAGAGGAGACAAAUCAACAAAUGUGUCCUUGAGCCCAUCUGCGAUUUUCCAGUUUGUGCAAUCCAGUGAAAUGCAGCACUAUGGGCAUAUUGAAGGCAGUAAUGCGAAACCAAUUUUUCUUCUUACUGGUUCGACAUCAAGUCUGCCAGAUUUGAAUACUUCAGGUUCACCAUCUACAGUGUUUCAGCAGCCUUUCACAGAUUUGCAGCAAGUGCAAUUGCGUGCUCAGAUUUUUGUUUAUGGAGCUUUAAUUCAAGGAACAGCACCUGAGGAGGCACAUAUGAUAUCAGCUUUUGGUGGACCUGAUGGGGGGAAGAGCAUUUGGGAGAUUGCCUUGCGUGCCUGCAUGGAAAGGUUGCACGGUCAGAAGUCACAACCCAUCACCCCUGAAACCCCUUUGCAGUCACGUCUGGGUGUGAGGGCUUCUGAACAAGCAAUUAAACAAGCUUCACUUCAGAGUAAAGGUAUCUCCUCACCUCUUGGUCGAACCAGCAGCAAGGGUAUUCCAGCAGUUGUAAAUUCAAUGAUACCCCUCUCAUCACCACUGUGGAAUAUUCCUACCCCUUCUUGUGAUGCCCUGCAAUCUAGUGUCAUGCCAAGAAGUUCAGUCAUGGAUUAUCAACAGGCACUGACUCCAUUGCAUCCUUAUCAAAGUCCAGUUAGAAACUUUGUCGGACACAACACGUCGUGGAUAUCUCAGGUCCCCUUUCAUGGUCCCUGGAUGGCUUCUCCUCAAACUUCUGCACAUGAUGCCAGUGCUCGUGUUUCUGUGUUGCCUAACACAGAAACAAUUAGAUCAACACCAAUAAGAGAGCUAUCAAUGCCACAAUCCUCGGCAGCAAAACAUGUCCCUACUGGUCCAAUGGUUCAUAGUGGGGUUGCUACUGGUGCUCUCCUGCUUGAUCCAAAAGUAGCAGCAGUAACACCUGGACAGAAUUCUAAAGAUUCAAAGCCUAGAAGAAGGAAAAAGGUUCCAGUUUAUGAGGAUCUUGGCCAGUUUGUUUUGCAAAGUCAAUCUCAACCAAAACCAGUUGCAAAUCCUGUUACUAGUCACCUGUCUACCUCUGUGUCUGUUACAACUCAAACUGGCUUUGCUUGUAAAGCCACUUCAGAGAAAUUCGUCAUAUCCGAGUCUCCUAUGUUGUCCGCUGAGAUCCACAAAAGGGGAGACCAAGACGUAGAGCAGAGGGCUGCUUUGUCAGAGGAGACCCUUGGUAAAGUUAAGGAGGCUAGGUUACAGGCAGAGGAUGCUGCUGCUCUCUCUGCUGCUGCAGUUAGUCAGAGUCAAGAAAUAUGGAGUCAGAUGGAAAAGCAAAAAAAUUCUGGUUUGGUACCAGACACUGAAGCUAAAUUAGCUUCUGCUUCAGUUGCAAUUGCAGCAGCUGCUGCUGUUGCAAAGGCAGCUGCUGCAGCUGCAAAUGUUGCAUCAAAUGCUGCAUUGCAAGCGAUGCUAAUGGCAGAAGAAGCAUUUAUUUUAAACGGUUAUGGUCAUCCUGGUCAAAAUAAUGGAGCUUCUCUAGAAAAUGCUACUUCUGCAUCUAUCUUGAAGGGUGAAAAUGGAACGAACAGUUCUAGCUCAAUUAUUAUUGCUGCCAAGGAGGCUGUUAGAAAGAGGGUUGAAGCUGCUUCGGCUGCUGCUAAAAGAGCUGAAAAUAUGGAUGCAAUUGUUAAAGCUGCUGAGCUGGCAGCCGAGGCUGUAUCACAAGCUGGAAAGAUUGUUGCUAUGGGUGAUCCUUUGCCAUUACGUGAGCUAGUAGAAGCUGGUCCAGUUGGCUAUUGGAAAGUAUCCAGAGAUUCUUCAGAGCUAAUUUUGAAAUCUAGUGACAGGAAUAGAGAUCUAAAUAAUGACAGUGUUAUAGGAGGUCCAUAUACUUCGACAAAGUAUUCAAAAGAGGGACCCUCAGACAAGCAAAUAACUCAGAUUACUGCACAGGAAAUAUCACCAAUUCUAACAGAGAUGCCGAGGGAAUCAUUGGAGGAUCAUAGUAGAUUGGUAGAUGGCAUUUCAGGUACUGUUACGACUAAUGAAAAGGAUUCAAGAGGACAAAAGGGCCGAAAAGUUUCUGAUUUGGCCAAGACUAUUGAUGUGGUUCCUGAGUCUGAGAUUGGAUUAAGAUCUUCCAGCACCAUUAGGAAGGAGUAUGCAAACGCUGUGGAAACCUUUAAACAGAAUAGCAUCAAGGAGGGUUCACUUGUAGAGGUUCUUAAAGAUACAGAUGGAUUUAAAGCAGCUUGGUUCACAGCCAAUGUAUUGAGUUUGGAUGAUGGGAAAGCUUAUGUGGCUUAUACUGAACUUCAAACAGAUGAUGGGGAAGGACAGCUAAAAGAAUGCAUUGCGCUUCAAGGUGAAGGAGACAAGCCACCAAAAAUACGAGCUGCCCGUCCUGGUACUGCCUUGCGAUAUGAAGGAACGAGGAAGAGACGUAGAGCAGCCAUGGGGGACUAUAAUUGGUCUGCUGGAGAUAGAGUUGAUGCAUGGAUUAGAGACAGCUGGUGGGAAGGUGUUGUCACUGAAAAGAACAAGAAAGAUGAGACUGCAUUAACUGUCCAUUUUCCAGCUCAAGGAGAAACAUCAGUUGUGAGAGCCUGGCAUCUUCGGUCAUCUCUUGUUUGGAAGGAUGGGGAAUGGAUUGAGUGGUCCAAUUUGCGAGAAAAUGCCUGUGCUUCCCAUGAGGGUGAUACGCCACAGGAAAAACGACUCAAAUUGGGCAGUCCAGUAGCAGAGGCCAAAGGGAAGGAUAAGAUGUUAAAAAGUAAGGAUGUAGAAACAGGAAAACCUGAAGAAUCAAGACUAUUGGAUUUAUCAGCGAAUAAUAGGAUUUUCGAUGUUGGUAAGAACAGCAGAAAUGAGAAAAAGCCUGAUGGUCACAGAACAAUACGAACUGGUUUGCAGAAGGAAGGAUCGAGAGUGAUUUUUGGUGUUCCUAAGCCUGGAAAGAAGAGAAAAUUCAUGGAAGUAAGCAAACAUUAUGUUGCGGGUCAGAGCAAUAAGAUUACUGAAGCAAAUGACUCUUUCAAAUUACUCAAAUAUUCGUUGCCUCAAGGAUCAGGAUCCCGUGGAUGGAAAAAUAGUUCUAAAAGUGAUUUGAAGGGAAAACAGCUUACUGAAACCAAGCCCAGAGCUCUUAAGUCUGGAAAAGCGCAAAGUGUCCCUAGUAGAAUUAUUCCAGCUAAGGACAACCUUUUGAGUGCAGUUUCUGCUCCUGAUGGUGGUUCUCUGACAGAUCAUUCAGCGAAAGGGAAGGAUUCUGCAAGUCAUGCUGAGAAUCUAGCAGGAAAGAACAACAAGAUGGAAAUUGGAUCACUUUCUAGCACUGAAGGAGUCACAGAGGGCCCGCUUUUAUUUACUUCCCUGGCUCCUUCAUCUGAUGGAUCCUCCAGGAAAGUUUCCACCUCAAACAAGAAAUCAGAAAGAGCGAAUAGAGGAAAACUUGGCCCCGCUGGUGGAAAGUUGUCUAGAAUUGAAGAGGACAAAGUUUUUAACAGCAAUCCUGCAAAACCAACCUCUGAAACUGUUGAGCCUCGUAGAUCAGUUCGCAGAAUUCAACCAACUUCGAGACUACUAGAAGGACUGCAAAGCUCAUUGAUCAUCUCAAAGAUUCCUUCUGUUUCGCACGACAAGGUUCACAAGAGUCAUAAUAAGAGUGCAUCUAGGGGGAGUAACAAUGGUUGAAAGGAGCAUUUGCUAUGGAGGACUCCAGUCCUGAAAAUUUUAAUCAUUGGAUGACCAACACACCAAGCUUAGUUUGUGUAUAUUUAUAGUAGGGAAGGGUUAGGAAUGGAAAUUCUUGCUUCCUGUUGUUUAGUCAAUAUCUAGUGGGUAGAUAAUAUUGGUUUUAAUUUCUUCAAAAGUAUACUCUAGAUCCUCCCCUAUUAGGUUGUAUAUGGAAAUUUCUCCAUGUAAUUGGGCUUGAAAUUACUGAGGAAGUUUGUAGAUGAUCAAUCAGGAGAUGCUGCUGCUUCUUUUCUUGCUGA